Xenopus laevis (African clawed frog) is the source of this 1771-nucleotide messenger RNA. Its product is annotated as vomeronasal type-2 receptor 26. The coding region runs from base 1 to 1500 and encodes 499 amino acids. The record is from RefSeq and is a predicted model, not a curated record. NCBI's taxonomy places the organism in Eukaryota, Metazoa, Chordata, Amphibia, Anura, Pipidae. The transcript has 5 exons.
AUGGCGGCACGACUCAGACGGAACAUCCUCACAACCUCAUCAUCAGACAGCUCGUCCAAACAAACCAUUUUGGUGCGUCCUACUAGCCAUCAUCCGCCUGGGGUGUUCAAAGGUCUGCCUAAGAGUCAAUUAUUGAGAGUGAGACGUAUCACUUCCAAUGAUGCACUCUUUGAUUUGGAAGCCACUAAAGUAGUGGAGAAAUUUGCAGACAAGGGCUACAAUAGAGGCAAUUUACUGCAGUUAAGCAAUUAUCUAAAAAAUGAGUUAAAAUAUUCAUCUGGAAAGAACAUUUUCUUCAGUGAGAAUGGCGACCCUUCUGCCAACUUUGAUAUUGUCAACUGGCUCAUCUAUCCAAAUAACACAGUUAGAAAAAAUCAUUUGGGUACAUUUGUUCCAGCAUCGCCUUCAAGUGCUCAACAGUUUAUCAUAAAUGAUGGAGUAUUAUCUUGGAAUCCAUUUUUCAAUCAGUCUCCCCGGUCAGUGUGCAGUGAACCUUGUCUGCCUGGUUUUCAUAAAUCCCUUCAGAAUGGAAAACCACCGUGUUGCUUUGAUUGUGUUCAGUGUUCCAAGGGAGAAAUAUCCAAUUUAUCAGAUGCUGAGCAUUGUGUGAAGUGCCCUGAAGAUCACUGGUCUCAUCCUAGCAAAAAUCUCUGUAUCAAAAGGACUAUAGAAUUCUUGUCCUACACAGAACCCUUGGGGACAUUAUUAACCACAAUUACUGUUACAUUUAGCAUAAUCACUACAACUGUUCUAUGGCUAUUUGUAAGGCAUCGGAACACUCCAAUAGUGAAAGCCAAUAAUUGCCAUCUCAGCUACAUCCUCCUUGUGUCAAUUAUACUUUCCUUGCUCUGCUCUUUUCUCUUCAUUGGGAGGCCUACAUCAUUGACCUGCCUUUUAAGACAAAUUAUAUUAGUGUUUAUGUUUAGCAUUUCUCUAUCUUCUCUUCUAGAAAAGACAGUAACCGUUAUUAUGGCUUUUAAUGCCACAAAACCAAGAAACAAGUUUAGGAAAUGGUUUGGCUCUAACACAUCAAUUAUUAUGAUAUUUAUUUGUUCUUCUGGGGAAUUUGUGAUUUGUAUUUGCUGGUUGGUAUGUGCUCCACCAUAUGUGCACUAUGACACCAAAUCAACAGUCAGCACAAUAACCCUGCAAUGUAGAGAACAGUCCAUCAUGGCAUUUAGUCUUGCCAUAUCCUAUGUUGGUAGUUUAGCUAUUUCUUGCUUUAUUGUUGCCUUCCUAGCAAGAAAAUUACCAGACAGAUUUAAUGAAGCCAAACACAUCUCCUUUAGCAUGUUAGUAUUUUGUUGUGUCUGGGUGUCCUUUAUACCUACAUAUUUAAGUGCCAAGGGCAAAUAUAUGGUGGCUGUGGAGAUAUUCACCAUCCUGGCAUCCAAUGCUGGGCUUAUACUCUGUAUAUUUCUGCCAAAAUGUCACAUUAUAAUUCUAGAGCCUGAACUUAAUACCAAUAAUCACUGGAGACAGAGAUGUAUAAACAAAUAACACUUUAUUUUGAAGCACUGAUCUUUACUUAUGGAGAAUAUAUUUAACUUGACAAUUUUUAGCACAGUAACUUCCACACAGUUGUAGCUUCUUGCUCUCCAGACAGAACUCAUGACCAACCUUUCCCUGAAAAGACAGCUGUCCCUUGCCAAAGCACCUUAUCUUCCUUCUCCUUAUAUAUGGAUUAUAUAUGGCUUUACUGAAUAAAGCUUAUGAACCAGACAUGAACUAACAAAUAAAAACAAGGAAACUGGAAAAAAUGUAAAUAACA